This is a messenger RNA of Helobdella robusta, 2566 nucleotides long. RefSeq lists its product as hypothetical. The transcript is spliced from 23 exons. NCBI's taxonomy places the organism in Eukaryota, Metazoa, Annelida, Clitellata, Rhynchobdellida, Glossiphoniidae. Bases 1 to 2328 code for a protein of 775 amino acids. The record is from RefSeq and is a predicted model, not a curated record.
AUGAGCACUAAUCACUCUUCAGUAAAAAUUUUAAACGAAAAUGUAGACCAACUAACUAAAUAUGAAGACAUGGUGAAGGCGUAUGAGGAUCUCACCAUUGAAGAAGGAUGCACCGAAGUUCAGCUCCGGCCCCGGCCAAAAUCCGGCUUUUUUUUCAAAUCCGGCCCCGGCCGGAUUUGGUGGCCGGAUUUAGGGCCGGAUUUGGUGGCCGGAUUUAGGGCCGGAUUUAAGCGUCUAUCAACUUUUAAAAAUCAACGUGUGGAUGCUGAACUGGAUGAAUUAUUGAAAUCUCGGAAUGAACUUGAAGCCAAGAUGCAAUCUCUGCACCCAAUAUUACCUGGCUUACAGGCCGUUGAGAAUGACUCCAAACAACUCUCAGACAUGAUAACAUUCACGUCAUCGCUGGCUGAGAAUGUCAGUAGCAAAGUUAGGCAGCUGGAUUUGGCGAAAAAUCGAGUUAUGCUGUGUUUGCAGAGGGUGGAGGACAUCUUGGACUUGAAGUUCUGCACUGAUGGCGUUCAAACUGCACUGCAUGAUGAAGACUAUGAGAAGGCAGCAGCACAUAUACAUAGAUUUUUAACACUGGACGAGGAUAUAUUGAGGAUGAGUGCAGACGCCAAUGAAGGUAGUACACUAGACACAUCCUUCAAAUUGCUACACGAGGCACAGACGAAACUCAAGAGCAUCGUGCAUGGCAAGUUCGAUUCGGCCGUUCGCAGUGGAGACGUCGCUAGCGUUGAAAGAUUUUUCAAGACAUUUCCGUUGAUUGGUGAGAAUGAGGCAGGCCUAGUUAAGUUCUCAAAGUAUCUUUGUUCUCAGCUCAGUGACGUCACGGAAAAGAAAGUAACGCAGGCGCUGCAAACUGCGCCGUCAGACAAACGCUACAACGUCAUCUUCAGCGACGCUGCCACCAUCUUGUUUGAAGACGUCGCCAGGGCUGUCGAGAUCCAUCAGCCACUCGUCGAAACUUAUUAUGGGCACGGAUUGUUGCUGACGUUGGUCAGGCACCUGCAGAAUGAAUGCGACCGACAGGUCCGACGUAUCGUCUGCCAGUUCAAAGACACUAGGAACUUUGAUAAAAAGAUCCAGCUGAUCCAACAGCAGCAGAAUGCCUUCCAGAAGCAAGUCAACGAAAGGGUGGAGCCAAGAGAGGCUGAUGUUCUAUUGGCCGAGGUUGCUAUCUUUAGCACUAGGACCGAAUUGUACAUGAGGUUCCUAAGGAGAAGAUGCUUCAAUGACUUGGAAGUUGCAUUUCAAGAUGAGGAAGUGCUGAAAAAUAAAAAAGCGGAAGUUGAUCAGCUGUUGAACGGGUGUGAACUAAGCACCUUCAUUCAAGAGUUCAUCGGCGGUUACAUUACGAUGGAGGAGUAUUUCAUGAAGCAGAUGGUGGCGAAGGCAAUUAGCAUGGACCAGAGGGCACUGUCGAGUUCGAACGUUGAUUGUGUGUGUGCCAUGUUGAACCAUGCAUGCGCUCUGCUCGAGAGAGAUUAUGCCGAUGUCUUGUUCAGCAGACUUAGAGCAGGCUAUACAACGGGGUUCGACUCCAUAGCCCAGGCCUACAACCUGGUGCAAUCAACAUUAGUGGCUGGCAGAGGGAUCAACACAGACGCCGAAACUGAAAAAGCUAAGGCUCUAUUCCUGGCAGCCUUAAACAACGUAGAAGUUAGCAUUGAAAACACUCAAACAUUGAAAUCGAACGUACAACUCGAGAUAAAUACGUUGUAUGCUAACAGCUGUUUAAAUGACCUCAAUCAAGUGACCAAUCGUUUGAAAGAGAUUUCUACGUUUGGUUUCAAUCAGCUGAUCGCUAAUUCAAUUAGACAGAGAAUUAAACCAUUGAUUGAUAGUUUCUCGUCCGUCAAUCAUAACCUAACUGAGGAGGAGUUCUCACAAUAUGAAGCUAGCGAUCCGUGGGUGCAAAAUCUCAUCUGCAAUAUUGAUAAUCUUCUGGUCACGUUUAGGACGUCAUUGACCCCGUCGAAUUACGACCAAUUCGUCAGUCAUCUGUCCAAUGAGGUGACUGCCUUACUUGAAAAAGUCGUCUUGAAAACUACUUUCAAUAGACUCGGCGGCCUACAGUUCGACAAAGAGAUUCGCUCUCUGGUUGGUUACCUAACUUCAACUACGACUUGGACCAUUAGGGACAAAUUCGCGAGGCUCAACCAGAUGGCCACCAUCUUGAAUUUGGAGAAGGUGGCCGAAGUUUUGGACUACUGGGGCGGCAACUCUGGACCCCUUACGUGGAGGUUGACCCCAGCCGAUGUUAGGCACGUGCUUUCUUUGAGAUAUGAUUUCAAAAGCGACGAUAUUAAAAGAUUGAAAUUGUAAGAUUUCAUGGUUGUGAGAGUUUAUUUGAUUGUCGUUAUAUUUGUUUAUCAAUCGAAUUAUUUAUUUAUUUAGUCGUUUUGUUAAAAAUUGUUUCAUUUAUUAAUUGUUUAUUGAAACUGAUCUUGUUAAUAUUUAAUUUAGUUUAGUUAGGGAUUAUUUUUUGCUCAUUUAAUUGUAAAAAUUUCAACAUUUCUUUGCAGUUUUGUUUAAUAUUUACUUUUGGAAAUAAAGUGUGACC